UGUGCAUUCAGAUUGAAAAACUAUACACACCCUCAGUGUGAAGCUAUACCAUCAGCCGCAUAAAGAGACGUGAAAGGAUGACUCUGUAUGAUGGGAUCUCCCCGUUCUACGCUUCACCGAGGGUUUCUGCAGGAUUCAAUACCAUCGAAAUUGUGAUCAUUCUUAUAUUUUUAAUUUUCUUUGUGGCCUUCCUUAUUGUACUCGCAGGCAUCCGAGGAUCAGAGCGACUGACCUGGUUAUUGCAGAUUUGUCUAAGUCUCUUUAUUGGUGCUGUUAUUGUUGUGGUUAAUUUUACCAAUAACUGGGAAAGUGGUUAUGCCAGAGUAAGCACAAACUACAAGUCCUUCAACAAGGAGAAAGUAGAUGCUGAAGUUGGGCUGCAUAUUGGACUUGCUGGAAUCAAUGUAACUCUAAGAGGAAUCCCUGAGAAUCAGCUGAAUGAAACCAUAAACUACAACGAAGAAUUUCUUUGGCAGCUUGGAUCGAGCUAUGAAGGGCAGUAUCAAGAUGGACUCGAGAGGGGGCUCCCAAACCCAAUUUUAUAUCUAGCAGAAAAAUUUACUCCAAGCAGCCCUUGUGGUGUUCAUUUACAGUACAGAGUCUGUAGCUACUAUGCAUCAGCCACCAUGUGGGUGGCUCUGUGUGGUUGGCUCUUAUCCAACAUCCUUCUGAAGAUGCAGGUCAUUUUAACCGGGGCAUACAUGCUACUGGUAACGGGCUGUUUCAUGAUCUUCUCAUUGAUCUCAUUUGGUUCGACGAGAAAUGUUGUUCUCUGCCAAAUUCAGUUUGAUCAAGUGAAGUUAGAGACCGCUCUGGGUCCAUCUUUUUGGUUAGCAUUAGUAGCAGGUUUACUGUGUUUCAUUAUUGGAAUCACUAUCAUUGUUCUGAAUUUUGUGGCUCCGACAAUACUGAGAAGAUUGUUUCUGCUGAAUGGAGAUAAUGAUGAAGAUGACUUCAUAAAGGAAGAUCACAGUGGUAAAGUUGACAAAUCUGUGUCCAAAGAAGCUGUACCGCAACAAAAUGUGAACUUUGUUGUUUAAACCAGGAGAAAAAAUACCUCACUGCAACUGAAGCCUACAAUGAGAUCUUUCAAAUCUAUUCCUUCUCACAACGGAGUCUCGCUCUUAUAUCAAUUUAUAUAUCUCAUCUUUCACAACAUCUUGUACCUGUUCCCCUCACUCCACCCCACACAAUACAAUGUCUAAGCAACAAUCAACUCAGGAGGUCCUUACAAAACUCCAAACUGGAAUUAUUCUGGAGAAAAUCUGUGUGGAUCCUAACGAUACAAAAUCCAUUUUAGGGUCGUCAACGAAUAGUUGGAUAUGAGUUUUGAAUUAGAGGGCAAACUGAAAAAAAUUUUUGAAUACAAAAUAAAAAUCACACGUAGAU
Callorhinchus milii (elephant shark) is the source of this 1389-nucleotide messenger RNA. RefSeq names its product dual oxidase maturation factor 1. Gene Ontology annotation, cellular component: endoplasmic reticulum membrane. The record is from RefSeq and is a predicted model, not a curated record. Gene Ontology annotation, biological process: protein transport. The transcript has 8 exons. NCBI's taxonomy places the organism in Eukaryota, Metazoa, Chordata, Chondrichthyes, Chimaeriformes, Callorhinchidae. The coding region runs from base 78 to 1040 and encodes 320 amino acids.